Molecule: messenger RNA, 585 nt
Organism: Quercus lobata
Lineage: Eukaryota; Viridiplantae; Streptophyta; Magnoliopsida; Fagales; Fagaceae
Exons: 1
Coding region: 1-585 (194 amino acids)
Source: RefSeq, a predicted model, not a curated record
AUGUCUGUUACUCGGCUACUUGCCGAGGAUGCUAAUUUGGAGCCAAAGAGGCCUAGAACAGAAAUCCAAUCGAUUAUGCGCUUCUCGGACCAAGAUAAGAUCGAAACCAUCCAACCCCACGAUGAUACUUUGGUGGUUACACUCAAGAUUAAGGGCUACGAUGUGAGGAGGGUGUUGGUAGACCAGGGCAGUGGUGCUGAGAUUAUGUACCCCGACCUGUAUAAGGGGCUAAAUUUGAGGCCUGAGGACCUAAUAUUCUACAAUCCCCCUCUGGUGAGUUUUGAUGGGAAGACUGUCAUCUUGAGGGGUAUGAUAAGACUACCCGUGCAAGCUAGUUCAGAGGUGGUGGAGGUAAAUUUCAUCGUGGUGGAUGCUUAUUCCCCCAACAUGGCCAUUGUAGCUAGACCCUGGCUUCAUGCCCUGGAGGCCGUCUCUUCCACUCUGUACCAGAAGGUGAAAGUUCCGUCGGGGGGUCGCAUUGAAGAAAUCGUGGGGAGUCAAUCCACAGCCAAGCAUUGCCUAGUGGCUGUCAUCUUACAUCAACCUGAAGUUGAGUCCUCAACCUCUGCUGGAGGGGGCUUAUAG